UCGUUCAUUGAGGAUGCAAUCCAGAGAGAAAGGUUCUAUUUGUCCUUCACGGCAUCGUGUCGUCAACUCGCGCAAACCAAGCAAGCACGUCGUGCUGCAGAACUUGCAGGAGUCCUCAGGCCUCACUACUGCUCAGCUUAAAGUGAAACGGAAACCAAUCGACCGUCACACCAUGGACCGUGCGGUAUCGCAGCGUCUCGGUGAACGGAUAAACCGUUGCUUGGCUGCCGUGCCAAAGGAUCCAUUCCGAGUUCACGACCUCGGCAAGCCUGGUAAGCCAGCGGAAGAAGCCACCGGAACACACGUCGGCCAACCACCGUGGCGGCAGGUGACGAUAGAAGCGAAAGCCAAACCGCGCCCAAUGCCAGAACGUGUGGAAAAUUGGAUGGAAAACUUUCACCGGAAGCCAACGGGCGAGCGCAUCCAGUGGCGCUCGCCUCUGUACGACGCGGGACGGCCACCGGCAGAGCCACGUCCGGUAGACCAGGUGGAGCAGCUGAUCGAUGUGGCGGGCCAAGAUUUCGUCGACUGGCUCAAUACGCUCGGCCUGGAACGGUCCAGCAUCACGAGCCAGAUCGUGCGGCAACUGUUCUCCAGCGAGACGGGCGAUGAGCUGUCCCGUGCCCUAACCGUUGCACCGAAGGAGCUUAGGGCCGUUCCGGGGCAGGUGGCACACGAAUGGGCGCUGCCUGAGCUGUCGCUUGAGCACCGGAUCGCUCGAGCGACCGAGCGGAACCGUGCGAUGGUGUACGAUGCGGCCAAACGGGUCCCGUUUCUUAGGGCACACCAAAAGAUGCCGAACAAACGACAACGAUCUGCUGCUACUGGUGAUGGUGGUGGUCAUACCGAUGAGACCGGCGAUGAUGUUCCGGAGCGCGUAGACGUUCCGGAGGAUUUGAUAAGCUUCAGAAGGCUGUUCAAAGACAUCUGGCACUUGCGCUCGGUGAAGUAUUUGAUUGACUAUCUCGAGAGGCGACCGGAACUCGAGCGGCCAGCAUUUCUCGUCGAGAAGGGGCUGUUCGAGCGCAAGGAAAGCAUCGGCAUCGGUGUUCCGUUCUAUCGAAAAGUUUUAACUCAAGAAGCGCUCGCCGACAGCAUUCGCAAGUAGCAAAAUCGUGAAAAU
Anopheles aquasalis is the source of this 1123-nucleotide messenger RNA. RefSeq lists its product as uncharacterized. The record is from RefSeq and is a predicted model, not a curated record. NCBI's taxonomy places the organism in Eukaryota, Metazoa, Arthropoda, Insecta, Diptera, Culicidae.